AUGGCGCCUCAUCCCCUUGCCAUUCUCUCCGAGGAGGAGACAAACAUUGCCCGCGAGGUUGUUGUCGCUGCACACCCAAACACAGUUCUUCACUUCCGUGAGAUUUACUUGUCGGAACCCCCGAAAGAGCAACUCCAGGAGUUCCUGGCUAUCGAACAUGCAGGACGUCUCAGUCCAACUACGCCUCGCCCCCCUCGGCUGGCUUUGUGUCAGUACGAUGUGAUUAGCGGUGACCGCAUUCCAGUCUAUCAAGAGGCGGAGGUCGAUGUGAAUACCCGCAAGCGUGUGCAGCACAAGAUUAUUGGAAAGGAGCACCAUGCUGCUUUGACUUUGGCCGAAUUCGAGGUCUUGGUCGAACGGUGUUUCGCUUCCCCACUGUUCCAGAAAGCCAUGGAGGACUUUGACCUCCCCAAGGGCUUUGAGGUUGUCAUUGAGCCAUGGCCAUACGGUGGACGUGACCACUCCGAUCCCAACCGGCGUUUCUUCCAGGCUUUGUGCUUUGCGACAAAUACCACUAAGAAUAACGAGGAUGCCAACUUCUACUCUUAUCCUCUGCCCAUCAUCCCUGUCAUGGAUGCCACCACCCAAGAAAUUGUCCGCAUUGACCGUCCCGCGACCGGAGGUAAGGGUGAGGGAUUGCAUGAGCAGACCUUCUCCCGAGACAUUAUCGGCCAUUGCAAGGACUCCGACUAUGUACCAGAACUGCUGCCGAACGGAAGCCGGAAGGACUUAAAGCCACUGAACGUCGUGCAGCCGGAGGGCCCUUCAUUCAAGAUCACCAAUGAGUCACUUGUCGAAUGGCAGAAGUGGCGGUUCCGUGUCGCAUUCAACCCGCGUGAGGGUGCGACGAUUCACGAUGUCUGGUAUGAUGGCCGCAGUGUCAUGUACCGACUGGCUAUUAGUGAGAUGACGGUCCCAUACGCCGAUCCCAGGCCUCCAUAUCACCGUAAGCAGGCUUUCGACUUCGGUGAUGGUGGCGGUGGUAACAUGGCCAACAACCUGUCCAUCGGUUGCGAUUGCCUAGGUGUCAUCAAAUACUUCGAUGCCGUCAUCACCGGUGCGGACGGCAAGGCCCAGAAGCUGCCCAACGCAAUCUGCUUGCACGAACAGGACAACGGCAUUGGUUGGAAGCAUUCCAACUGGCGGACCGGCCGUGCUGUGGUGACUCGCCACCGGGAGCUCGUCGUACAGUUCAUCAUCACCCUCGCUAACUAUGAGUACAUCUUCGCGUACAAGUUCGACCAAGCAGGAGGUAUUACGGUCGAGUCGCGUGCCACGGGUAUCUUGAACGUGGUCAACAUUGACCCCGGCAAGACGAGCGAUUACGGAAACGUGGUCAGUGGAGGUGUUCUGGCCCAGAACCAUCAGCAUAUCUUCUGUGUUCGUAUGGAUCCUGCCGUCGAUGGAGCAAACAAUUCCGUUGUCAUUGAAGAAUCACAUCCCGUACCCAUGAACGAAGCCACCAACCCCAACGGUAACUACUACAAGGUCACGAAUCAGACGAUUGAGCGCGCCACCUAUCUGGAUGCCGCCCCGCAGCUGAACAGAGUGGUUAAGAUGGUCAACCCCAACAAGACCAACCCAAUUAGUCAGAAGCCUGUGGCAUACAAAUUCACACCUUUAGCCACCCAGACGCUCUUGGCGGAUCCGAACUCCAUCCAGGCUAGGCGUGCCCAGUUUGCCCAGCACCAUGUCUGGGUCACCAAGUACCGUGACGCUGAGCUGUAUGCUGGCGGUCGCUACACGCUCCAGAGCCAGGUAGAGGUGGACGGUGUGGCCGACGCCGUCAAGCGAGGGGACGCCGUCGACAACACUGAUGUCGUGGUCUGGAGCACGUUCGGUAUCACCCAUAACCCUCGUGUUGAGGAUUGGCCCGUUAUGCCAGUCGAGAUCUUCCAGCUCAUGAUCCGCCCAUCGGACUUCUUCACCGAGAACCCAGCGAUCGACGUUCCGUCCGGCAAGAAUGCUGCCUCUCGCGUCGUUCAGUCGGAGUGCUGCCGGAACUCGCAUAUUUAG
Messenger RNA from Aspergillus oryzae RIB40, 2016 nucleotides. Its product is annotated as putative copper amine oxidase. NCBI's taxonomy places the organism in Eukaryota, Fungi, Ascomycota, Eurotiomycetes, Eurotiales, Aspergillaceae. Bases 1 to 2016 code for a protein of 671 amino acids. Gene Ontology annotation, biological process: amine metabolic process. The transcript has 4 exons. Gene Ontology annotation, molecular function: quinone binding; copper ion binding; primary methylamine oxidase activity. The record is from RefSeq and is a predicted model, not a curated record.